Molecule: messenger RNA, 1185 nt
Organism: Dreissena polymorpha
Lineage: Eukaryota; Metazoa; Mollusca; Bivalvia; Myida; Dreissenidae
Exons: 1
Coding region: 1-1185 (394 amino acids)
Source: RefSeq, a predicted model, not a curated record
AUGUUGCCACUGAUGCUUUAUGAGGUGGCAACAACAGUGGUGGAAGGACUGGAGAGAACCAUUAGUAGGCAUUUGCGAAAGUGGCUUGGCGUACCACCCAGCUUCAGCAACAUUGGACUCUAUGGACGAUCAAAUCAACUACAGCUCCCAUUGAGUUCGUUGGUGGAGGAGUACAAGGUGGCAAAGGCCAGACUUGUCAUGACGCUGAAGGAUUCAAGGGAUGACAUGGUCCGAAGAGCAGGUGUUGAGACCAGGACGGGAAGAAAGUGGUCCGCUAGCCAGGCUGUAGCGCAAGCCGAGAGCCGCCUGCGACACAAAGACAUUGUGGGAACAACGGCAGUGGGAACACAAGGUCUGGGCUCUGCGGAGACGAGGAGUUGGAAGAAGGCGGACAGUAGGACAAGGAGGGAGAUGGUCCAGGCAGAGGUACGUCUGGCCGAAGAAGAAGAUCGAGGCAUAAGGGCAGUGGCAAUGGGGUGCCAGGGUGCUUGGACAAAGUGGCAGACUACAGGAAAGAAGAUGACAUGGGCGGAUAUCUGGCGUAGCGAACCUCUGCGCAUCAGUUUCCUGCUCAGGUCAGUCUACGACCUGCUACCUUCACCAGCAAACCUGCACAGAUGGGGAAAACGUGACGACCCAACCUGCCCACUUUGCGGAAAGAUAGGCACGCUAGAACAUACACUAUCAUCUUGCCAGACAGCCAUUACACAAGGAAGAUACAGGUGGAGACACGACAAGGUCCUCCAAGAACUGGCAAACAUAGUGGAAAGGGAGAGGCGAAAGAAGAGGACUGUGAAAGAGACCAGAAAGAUGCAGUUUGUAAAGGAAGGGGAAACCAUCAAGAAGCAGCAGGCGCAAGCAGCAUCGAUCCUAGAUCGUGCGCAGUCAUGGGAGAUGGCUGUUGACCUGAAACGCAGGCUGGUUUUCCCAAGUGUGGUCCAGACAACACAACGCCCCGACAUGGUGAUCUGGUCGGCAAAGGACAUGUGUCUGGUGAUGGUUGAACUCACAGUUCCUUGGGAGUCGCGCUGUGAUGAGGCGAUGGAGAGGAAACAGCAAAAUAUGCUGAUCUGCAGAGGGAAUGCAAGGAGAAGGGGUGGCACACGUGGCUAUUCCCAGUGGAGGUCGGCGUCCGAGGCUUUCCGUCAAAGUCUCUCUGGAGACUUUUCACUGCACUUGGCCUGA